AUGGAUGGGACUCAUGUCCAAUGUGUAGUGCCAGAUGACAUGUUUGUUCAGCACUUGUCCCGCAAGGGAAUCACUACACAAAAUGUCAUGGCUUGUUGUGACUUCGACAUGAGAUUCACCUUUGUGAAUGCUGGUUGGCCUGGAUCAGUUCAUGACAUGAGAGUGUUCAAUGACUCGACAACAACAUAUAGCGCUGUGUUCCCACAUCCACCUCAAGGGAAAUACUAUCUCGUGGACUCGGGCUAUGCGAACAAACAGGGGUACCUAGCUCCUUACAAAGGCAACAAGUACCAUCUGCAGGAGUUCCGGGACGGGCCGGAGCCACAAGAUAAGCACUUCCAUAGGUGUGACAAUAAUGAGAACUAUGUGCCGCGACAAGCGUAUGAGAAUCAGCCACCUCCUGAGGUUGUCGAAGAUGGUCCAAACCCGAUGGCUGCAUUCCGUGACUUGCUUGCUUAUGCUAUGGUAACUGGUUCGUAA
Messenger RNA from Sorghum bicolor (sorghum), 480 nucleotides. RefSeq lists its product as uncharacterized. NCBI's taxonomy places the organism in Eukaryota, Viridiplantae, Streptophyta, Magnoliopsida, Poales, Poaceae. The record is from RefSeq and is a predicted model, not a curated record. The transcript is spliced from 3 exons. Bases 1 to 480 code for a protein of 159 amino acids.